GGGAGGAGCUAGCGUUGGACAGUGGUAAUCCAGCCAGCUGGUUACUUUUCUAGUAAGAUACUAUAGCUGGCUUGGGUAACGGCGCCGAUAAACCGUGUAAUACUCCAUGGACAAUGGAGGUCUUUAACCAGAUCUUUGCUGAGUAUCCUCACGUAACAUACGGAGGCGUGGGUGCUACGGCUUGUGCCACUGGAGCCCUGGUUUACAAAAUAGCGACGAGAAAAAAGCCCACUCAUGUUGGUGUGAACUGCUGGUUCUGCAACCAGGACACAGUGGUUCCAUAUGGCAACAGAAACUGCUGGGACUGCCCCAACUGUGAGCAGUACAAUGGUUUUCAGGAGAACGGGGACUACAACAAAGCCAUUCCUGCCCAGUACACGGAGAAUCUGAACCAGGGCGUCCCCGCUGGCUCGCCCCGCCCCGAAACCAGCAAGACGCUGCAGUGGGUCAACUGCCAGAUGCUGGUGUGCAGGAAGUGCAACAAUAAGCAGACCCUGAAGAUCAAGCAGCUCGCGUCCUUUGUGCCAAGGGAGGAUGGGAAGUAUGACGAGGAGAUCGAGGAGUUCAAGCGCCAUGUGGAGCAGACGCACAAGCUGUGCCGGCCGUGCCAGACUGCGGUGGAGUACUACAUCAAGCACCAGAACCGCCGACUCCGCGCCCUGCUCUUCAACCACCACCAGCUGGGGCGUGGCCGGGACGCUGGCGGGGCCUUCAGCCAGAAGCCGCACGCCUCGCCAGCGCCCGCCGGGGCGGUGUUCCUCCGCGUUCUGGCGUUCCUCGCCUGCGCCUUCCUGCUGGCUUUGGCGUUUUGCGGAUCCGGGGAGCCUCUCGGCCCCGGCAGCCCCCCCCAGCCGCAGGACGGGGGAGCGUCCGUCCCAAAACCGGUCCCGAACGGAGGCCCCGCGAACGGGAGCGAGGAGGCCCGGGCGGCCGCGUGGCCCGAGGUGCUGGGCCUGCUGCCGGACCUGCUGCCGGACGAGGCCCUGCGGAACGCCCGGCGGCUGUGGAGCUGCGGACAGGCGCACCAGGUGGCCGUGGUCUCCCUGGGCCUGCUCACCUGCGUCAGCAGCGUCCUCCUGGGCGGGCCCGUCAGGCUGAGGCGAAUUGACGCUGUGGCGUCUGUGCUUUGGUUCCUGGUCAUGGGGCUGCACCUGGUAGAACACUACCUGAAGGAUGUCCCGAGCUGGCUGGACACUGUCAAGCUCAGCGCCACCUGCCUGUGCUGCUUGGCGGGGUUCACUGCGGCUGUGGCAUCACGAAAAACCGCAGACCGGGGGAGAACCAGGGGUCAGAGGUCAGAGUCUGAACAGUGACACCCGCAUUGUGAAACUAAACCGACAAAGAAGCCAUAGGACCCAUUUGUAAAUGAGGUUUGUGUUCCGAUGUGGAGCUGGGGUCUUCUUCAGUUUUCUCUCUAUACCUCUAUUCACCAAUUAUUCAGUAGUAUUAGCCAAUUGGAUACUGGUCAGUACCAUCUUUCCAUCUGAAAUUCUUCAGUAUCUUUGGCAGUUUUUUUUUUUUUUUUUUUCCCCUCAUGCCCUAUACUAAAAUAAUGGUAAUACUACAGAGUAAAUGGUUGUUUAUUGAAAAGUAUUUGUUUUCUUUUCAGUUGUUUUUAUGAAUGCAUUAUUACGCUGUAGUUUUAUAGCUGUGUAUUUACAACACUACUGUUCAUUUUUUGAAUGGGCAUUGAAUGGUUACACAGCAUUAAUGAAGUAUUCACACAAAGUAAUUCUAUACAGCAUUGCUUCAAAAAUAUAUUCAGGUUUCACAACCUGUAGUCAAAAAACAACAAACUGUGAAACCUUCUGUCAUUUUAGGUACUUGUUAAAUUGUAAAUGGUCCAGAGGCACUUUUUCAGAUCUCAAUUUGGUAUAUGUGAGACAUUGAAGACAUUGUCAAAUUAUUGAAAACCAGCAGGGGUGCCUAGAUAUGCACAAAUCCUUCAGCACUGAUGCUAAUUAAAAGUUAAAAAUGGAGCAAAUAAUUUGAUUAAUAAUUAGAUUUAAAGCACUACAUAAAAUAUAUACAUGUAUAUAUGGAGCACUGAUUGAUGAAUGUGAUUGAAGUUAAGCGUUUUCUCCCAAACAAGUGAUAAACAUGUUAGUGACCAAUGGUUGGUCUGAGACGAUUGACAGCUGUAGCUCAAAGUAGCUGCCAGGAAAAGUUCUUAUUUUUAUUGUGACAAAUUUCACUUGCAAGUCAGCUGCAGUACUUUCCUUUGAUGCUGCAACUGCUUUUAUGAUGGCUAGAUUUUAUUUUUUUGAUGAACCAUGUUUGCUUGUUGCUUGGCUGCAUUGCUAUAUGUCCUCUCCAUCAAUGCAUCAAAGAGUUUUGAUUUUUCAUUUAGUUUGUGAAAUCUGGAAUUAUGCAUCCAAGGACAGUUGUGGACCUCGUACGCAAUUAAAUAACCACCAGAUAAUCUCUGCAUUUUUGCAUUGUGACCAGGUUGUGUUGAAAUAACUGAUUGGUCAAACAAAGUAGCAUAAACCUAAGGCACAGAAGCUGAAAAAAAGUCAUUUGGAAUUUUUCAUAUAAAAUUACAAAAGCUUUUCCUAUUUCAUGUGAAAAGCUUGCUUACUCUGCAGGAUUUUGUCUCAAAACAAAAGAAACGAGGGGUUAGUUUAUAAAAAAAAGUAGUAGUUUUGGCAAGUCUUUUUUCCACUCCAUGGCAUAGUAAUGAGCAUAUUUGCCCCCUUUCUACAGUGUCCUGUGAUAUCUUUAGAAAUUAUGUGUGUCUGUGAAAAUAAUCAUUCUUAAUUAGUGCAUUUUAUUCCAGCAUUUUGGCACAAUUUAACUAAUGCAGAAACAGUUCUUGCAAUAUGAAAAACAGUGUGAUUAGGAAGGAUUUAAAUGGCUAAACUCCAUCUCAACAAUAAAAUAUUAUUCCUCAGAUGAACCAUGAGCGUAGGAGAAGUACAUUAACUGUUAAGUUACUGGAGAGAUAAAAUUGGGUGCUGAAUGAAUCGCCAAUGCAACCAAUAUGUUUUUUUAAUAUCCAUUUAUAUGGAUAUGUCCAUUGGUUAACUAUAUAGUUAACUAAAUAUCUCACAUAGUA
This is a messenger RNA of Anguilla anguilla (European eel), 3058 nucleotides long. It is a transcript of the gene tmem201, whose product is annotated as transmembrane protein 201. Gene Ontology annotation, biological process: nuclear migration along microtubule. The transcript is spliced from 6 exons. The record is from RefSeq and is a predicted model, not a curated record. Bases 114 to 1313 code for a protein of 399 amino acids. NCBI's taxonomy places the organism in Eukaryota, Metazoa, Chordata, Actinopteri, Anguilliformes, Anguillidae. Gene Ontology annotation, molecular function: actin filament binding; lamin binding. Gene Ontology annotation, cellular component: nuclear inner membrane.